AUUUGUGACAAAAAUCACUGGUUUUUCGCCAAAUGUUUUCAUCGAUUUGAUCCGUUCGGUGACAGACAGCGAGUGAGUCGUCGACCACAGCGUUUGGGAAGCGAUGGGCAGUCGAUCUCGCGGUACGAAACCCAAGAGUAUUGUCUGGAAGUACUACGAGUCCGCGGAGGACACCGACGGCAGGGAUGUACUCAAGUGUCGCUUCUGUGGCACCCGUUUCACCGCUUCGGUGGCCAAGAAUGCCACCAAAUUGAGACACCAUCUGAUCCGCAAGUGUCCCGACAUUGCGCAAGACGUGAAGGACUCGCUGGACGUGAUGGACGACCCGGACUAUGACAACACUCGAAACAAAUAUAAACAAGUCAAAGCAGAAGACACGGAUCCGACUGAUGGCAAGAAGAAGGCACUGACGGGACAUAUAGUGACCAAAAUAGUGGUGAAGAGCGCGAAAUCGAGUGCUUAUAAGAGUCGCGCCGAAGAGGACGCGGAUCUGUUGGACGGAACGGAUCUAAUGGACAGACGAGAGCUGAAGACAAGAGUGCGUUCGCUGGAAGAGGAGAACUCACGGCUGACGACACGCCUUCGUCUGUGUCUCAAACAGAACGAAGCGCUCAUUCAAGUGACCAAACAUUUGGAGCAAAGCCUGAAACUGAUGGACAGAUUGGAGACAAUCAAUAAAAUACAUUCCAUUCGCUUCGACGACAACGAGGAAGAAGUGGACGGUUUGACGGAUGAGUUGAACGCCAGCAACGAAUCGGCCAAUCAGUGGAAACAGAAGCUGAAGACCAUUGAAAUGCAAUUCAUUGAUACCGAAGAGCGCGAAGAGAAAGAAGAUAAUUACCAGAAGAAUAUAGACCGUAUGGUAAACCCGAAGUCCCAAAGGCCUCAGUCGUCGAUCUGGAAGUACUACAAACUGGAGGAAAAGGACGAAAGCGAUGGUUUGCGUGUAAUUCACUGCAUAUUCUGCGACAAAACGUUUCGCCACAAGAAUCUGAACGCAUUCAAGAGCCGAACCCAUAUCGUCGAGAACUGCGACAAAUGUCCGCAAGAGAUCAAAGACAAGGAAAACAUUUGGACAGAACCGCAGCCCAAGUCUAAAGUCGACAUCUGGAGUCACUUCCAUCUGAAUACAGACAACGACAAGACGUGCACCGAAUGUCUGUAUUGCGGACAUAAGUAUCACUACAAGAACGCCACCAAAUGUCGGCAGCAUUUGGUCUUCAAAUGCGAACAAAUCCCGUUUGAAGUGAAAGAAACGAUUCGUAAUCAAUGCGACCAAAGUUUCCUCAAUAAUACCAAAUCCACGGAACCGAUCAAAACAAGACUCUCCAACAUAUGGAACCAUUACGACAACUGCAACGACAGCGAAGGGAAAGAGACGUAUAAGUGUCAGUAUUGCGGCCAAUUGUAUGCCACCAGAAAUGCCACCAAAUUUAGGCAACAUUUAGUCGACCGAUGCGAACGAAUACCGGAAAACAUACGCCAAGAGUUGACUUUAGAGACAAUGGAGUCGUCGCGGACGUGGACUCAGGCAAAAGUGCCCGUUUGGUCACAUUAUAAGCUGUGGCAGGAAUUUGGCAAACAGAUGUGUCGUUGCGUAUACUGUGGCACAACUUAUGGCUAUAAAAACGCUACUAAAUGUCGAAUACAUUUGAUGUUAAAAUGCGAUAAAAUUCCGGUUGAGAUGAAGUUAAAGAUACGCAAAGAAUCGCACGACUUGUAUAUGAGUGCUCUGAACGCCAAAAAUGAACUCAAAUUUCAUAAAAGGGAAAAGACACGUAAACUGAUCAUAAAGUCGGCGCGAAUUCCCCGAAAGCCAAAGUCACGGAUUUGGGAUCACUUUAAGGACGAUAAGGACAUUAAGGGUGAUAUCUGCUGUUGGCCCGGAUGUGAGAUGAAGUUUCCCAAACGCUCGCGACUUCUCAAUCACCAGAAGGUCCACACCGGAGACAUAGUGCGGGUGCCCUGCGAUUGGCCCGGAUGUGAAAAGCCCUACCACUGCGAUUGGCCCGGAUGUGAGUUCAAGACCGCCAAACCCUCCAGUCUUUGCGUCCAUAAGCCCUACCACUGCGAUUGGCCCGGAUGUGAGUUCAAGACCGCCAAACCCUCCAGUCUUUGCGUCCAUAAGAUGAGACACAAGAAUGUGUUGCGCUAUAAGUGUGAUUGGCCUGAAUGUGAGCGCACUUUCCUGACGUCAUCGCAACGGACUGUCCAUAAGAUGGUUCACAUGGGUAUCAAACCGCACGCGUGUCAGUACUGCGACAAACGGUACCCGCAGUUGAAUAAGUUAAAGACACACCAAAACAAACAUCAUUUCAAUCAAUUGCCAAACACUUCGUACGACUGACAACCGAUUCAAUGGUCACUCGACUCUCACUAAACAAUCAUUUGUCAUAUUAUUUUGCGGACCACUCGUCCGCCACUUCCAGACAACCAGUCUUUUUAAAUAUGUUUCUGUAUUUAUAUAUUCACUGC
Messenger RNA from Medioppia subpectinata, 2475 nucleotides. NCBI's taxonomy places the organism in Eukaryota, Metazoa, Arthropoda, Arachnida, Sarcoptiformes, Oppiidae. The record is from the annotation of a GenBank genome assembly.